AACGCUCACCAUAUUCGAUAAUUAUUCUCUUCACAUUCUAGUUACAGUAAACUGUAGAGAGAGAGAGAGAGAGAGAGAGAGCUGAGAGAGAGAGAGCAGAUCAUUAUAAAGUGGAAUAUAAGAGGCUACCACAUGCCAAAGAUGCUUUCAUUCUCUAUCUUCCGUAUUCUUAAGCUUGAAAUACUGUAGGAUCAGAGCGUCUUUUACUGCCAUUUCAGACCCUUAUCAUCUCCUUUCUUGUACUACACCUCUGAGCUCACCCUCUUCUUCAAAACUGGAUGUCUAUGCCCUUUGAAGCCCAUGAUUACAUGAGCUUAUCAGAGGCUCCUGGCCCUCCAAUGGAAACCUCUGAAAAACCCAAUAUUUCUUCACAAACCAAUGAUAAAAACAUGGGCUUGAACUUGAAAGCCACUGAGCUGAGACUGGGGUUGCCAGGUUCUGAGUCACCAGAGAGAGAAUUUGGACUCUGUGUCAAGAGUUUGUUCUCAGGGGCCAAGAGAGGCUUUUCUGACACCUUAGAUGGUGGUUCUAGGAAGUGCGUCUUCACUGGGAGUGGUUUGUCUGACUUGGAUUUGGCUAAAAAUGGUGGCUUUUUCUCUCCUAAAGGUCUCAGUGGAGGUGAGGUUAGCACUCAGCAGUCUUCCAUGGCUGCCAAUGCUGUGAAAGAGGCAGUUCCUCAGGCCCCAAAGCUGGUGCAGGAGAAGAAGCCUCAGAUUCCUUCAGCUGCAAAGGCACAGGUGGUAGGAUGGCCACCAAUUCGAUCUUUCCGGAAGAAUUCAAUGGCUAGUAAUCAACCUAAGGAUGAUGACGAGGUGGAUGCCAAGUCGGGGUCUAGUUGUCUCUAUGUCAAAGUAAGCAUGGAAGGUGCCCCAUACCUGAGGAAAGUUGAUCUGAAAAUCUACGGCAGCUAUGCAGAAAUGUCUUCAGCACUGGAAAAGAUGUUCAGCUGCUUUACAAUAGGACAAUGUGGUUCUGAUGGAGUUCCAGGGCGUGAUGGACUGAGUGAGAGCCGAUUGAUGGAUCUCCUCCAUGGUUCUGAAUACGUGCUUACCUAUGAAGACAAAGAUGGUGAUUGGAUGCUUGUUGGUGAUGUUCCAUGGGAAAUGUUUACCGACUCUUGCAAGAGGCUGAGGAUCAUGAAAAGUUCAGACGCAGUUGGUCUAGGUAUGACCUCAGGACCGAUCAGAUACCCAUUUAUCGAUGCAUGGCUUCAAUACUCAAAAUCCCAUAACAUGAAACUAUGGAUAACCUGACCGGAUGCAUGCAAUGAUGGCAAUUACAUUCAUCUUCUUAAAACACAAUAACAUAAAACUUGUCAAGUAUAAAAGAUUCUGUUACCUUGAUCAACGAUUUGCCUUAUUUUAGCCCUUGAUCGCCUUUGGUUACCUGUUAACAAUCAUCGUCUCAUGAAAAUCUCAUCAAUAUGCAAUACUUGCAGCCCCCCGAGCCAUGGCGAAGUGCAAAAAUCGCAAGUAGUGUGUUACUGUUCAUUGUAGGAGUUCCAUCUCUCUAUGGUGCAAGAUGUUGAAGACUGGUUGUUAAACAAACGCCCGAAGCCUUGAGGGUUUACAUAUUCAGUUAUUCACCAUCCUAUUUCAUUAUUUGUGUGUUUUCGAAAGAGUGUUAAUCCUUGGUGUACUGGAAAAAACUUUAUAGUAGCAACAGAUAUGUCUCUUCCAAUCUCAUGUAUUCUGAAUGCUUCCAGCUCAAGGGUUAAAUGUGUAAAGGGUUUGCUGUAUCAAA
Molecule: messenger RNA, 1743 nt
Organism: Rhododendron vialii
Lineage: Eukaryota; Viridiplantae; Streptophyta; Magnoliopsida; Ericales; Ericaceae
Product: auxin-responsive protein IAA27-like
Exons: 4
Coding region: 279-1253 (324 amino acids)
Biological process (GO): regulation of DNA-templated transcription
Cellular component (GO): nucleus
Molecular function (GO): protein binding
Source: RefSeq, a predicted model, not a curated record